CGGAGUGGACAAGUCCAAAACAUUUGUAAGAAAACGCUAAACCGUUGCUGAACGAUAGUCUGUCAGUGAUGCAGUGAAUUAUUUAGCAUUUAUGAACCAGGAUGGCCUCCUUUGGCUGGAAGCGUAAGGUGGGGGAGAGAGUUUCCAAGCAGACAGUGCAGCAGUUUGAGCAGGACUCGGAGCAGGCGGAUGAGGAUGAAGUGGAGCGGGAGGGAGUUGACUGGCUGCAUGUGAUCAAACGGAAAAGAGAGGUGCUGCUGGAGGACUGUGCUGCUAAAAGCAAGAGACUAAAGGAAGAAGGAGCACUGCUUGCUGAACAGGACAGGAACUGGGAGGCAUUGAAGAAGUGGGACGAGGCAGUUCAGCUCACACCAGAGGAUGCCGUGUUGUAUGAGAUGAAGUCCCAGGUGUUGAUCACCCUUGGAGAGGUGUUUCUGGCAGUACAGUCUGCAGAGAUGGCCACCAGACUCCGCCCCAUCUGGUGGGAGGCAUGGCAAACCCUGGGCCGCGCUCAGCUAAGUCUUGGAGAAGUGGAACUAGCUGUACGGUCUUUCCAAGUGGCGCUGCACCUGCAUCCGUCUGAGCGUCCUCUCUGGGAGGAAGACCUUGACUGGGCUUUAAAGCUCCGGGAGAACCAGCGAUCUCUCCGUGAAAAAGCGUCCCAGGAAGAAGAAGCCCGAAGGCUCCUUGCGGAAGCUCCCGAGUUAAAAGGCGAUUAUGAUUUUGAAAGCGAUGAAGUGAUUCAGGCUUGCUCCGCCAUGGCUGAUAGGCAGAAGCAAUAUGAGGACUUGAAGAAAAAGGCUGUAGUUGUGGAUGCACACGGGGAGGCCAAAGAGAUGCUUGUUGAGGAGGACGACAAUCCAACUUCCUCCUCACAGAGUGCUUUAAUCAAAGCACGAGGACUCUAAGGGAAAUGGAGGCUGUUUGUGUGUCUCCUCUUGUAUAUUAUCACAUAUGUAUGAUUUAUUUAAAUGGAAAGUUCUCCCAAAAAUGAAAACAUACUCACCCUCUCAAGUGGAUCCUACUGUAACCAUUAUGAGUUUUCUUUUGAAGAGAUGAGAUAUUUUGAAGAAUGCCUUUUCAUAGUUGGAAAAACAGAUACUAUGGAGGUCAAUGGCUGGACAGUAGUUAACAUUCGAAGUGAUUAAAAAAAGUUUUUCAAAAUUGUCCUUGGACAGGAAUGGGUGCCAUUCAAUAGUUUUAAGACAACUUUGGUGAAAGGUAGUGAUCCACUUCAAAUGUUGACUACUGUAUAUCAAAAUAUCAAUUUAUCAAAAUAUAAUUUAAAUGACUGGCUUCCUUGCGUUUAAUGAAGUUAUUAUUCCUAGUAAAUUUGUAUAGUACACUGAAAAAAUGAUGUCUGCAAAAUGUAUAUGGGUUAUAAUGGGUAUAAUGUUCAACUUAAUUUGUUUGUAUAAAUUCAGCCCAAAUAAAUUGUUUACAACUGCUACACUUAAAAAUAAUUCGUAAAUCCAAGGAAUCGCCUUUGAAUAUUUUUUUCAGUGUAAGCACCAGAUUCUCAAAAGAAUGUCAGAUUCAUUGAUAUCAUUUUCAUUUGUCUAAAGGGAUAUAAACUCAUUUCUUUUACUGAAGCAUUUUGUGGUUAUUUUUUGUUUUGUUUUGAUGGUGCUAAUCAUUGAUUUUUUUAAGUUACCAAAAUAGCAAAGCAAUCUCUUCUUAAUGUUAAUCUUGAAUAGAAAUACUAUCUAUACCAAUCUGCUUUGUCUGUCCCCAUCAUGUGAGAUGUGUGUUCUGUAGGAAUUUACUAAAAUUAAAAAUCUGGGUUGAGACGUGAAUGGUGGAUGUGCUUGGCCAAAAAUUGGAAAUGCGAAUUAAUAUUGAUUUAUUGUUUUUAAAAAAUAAUAUAGAUUUUACUAAUUGAAAUCAAUAACUUAAUGACUGUGACACAAAAUGUGACCUGAACAAUACAGUGGCCACAAUUAUUAGAAUAGAGUUUUAAAAUAGAGCAUAUUUUAGACUUUAUUUUAAUUGAAUUGGUCUUUGCUGUAUACAAAGUCCUCAUUAUGCAUUAUAAUUAGAUUUAGAUCGCUUUGCUUACUAAAAACAAGCUAGGCCUAUUUCACUGCAAGUGUCACACAAUCAUGUUCCUUCACAGAAGUAGCCAAAUUACUUGUGUAAUCAUUGUCAGGCGCGGGAAGCGUUAGUGUUGAAGUUCUCAGGAAAUAUAUUGACACUGUGCCAGAGAGAUGCUGUAAUUGCUGACAUUGGUGGACAUAUCAAAUGCUACUGGUAAAAAUGAAAAAAAAAAAAAAACUGGUAUGACUCACUUCCUUUGAUAUUUGUUGUGCUCAGUCAAAG
This is a messenger RNA of Danio aesculapii, 2319 nucleotides long. RefSeq names its product tetratricopeptide repeat domain 33 (gene ttc33). Gene Ontology annotation, molecular function: protein binding. The record is from RefSeq and is a predicted model, not a curated record. Bases 102 to 908 code for a protein of 268 amino acids. Lineage: Eukaryota; Metazoa; Chordata; Actinopteri; Cypriniformes; Danionidae. The transcript has 5 exons.